UGGCAACAAUGAUUGAACAAAGUGGGCAGACAAGCAAACCCUUGACGUCACGAACGAAGUCGACAUCCUCAGAAUAAUGGCGGACAUAGAUCUAAACAUUGACAGCUUGAUUCAAAGACUAUUGGAAGUAAGGGGAUGUCGUCCUGGCAAAUCCGUACAGAUGACUGAAGCAGAGGUGAGAGGCCUGUGCUUGAAGUCAAGAGAAAUCUUUUUGCAACAACCAAUCCUACUUGAACUGGAAGCACCAUUGAAGAUUUGCGGAGACAUCCAUGGACAAUAUACAGAUCUGCUAAGAUUGUUCGAGUAUGGUGGAUUCCCACCAGAAGCCAACUACCUAUUCCUUGGCGACUAUGUUGAUAGAGGCAAACAAUCUCUGGAAACAAUCUGCUUGCUGUUGGCUUACAAGAUCAAAUACCCAGAGAACUUUUUUCUGCUGAGAGGGAACCACGAAUGUGCCAGCAUCAACAGGAUUUAUGGUUUCUAUGAUGAAUGUAAAAGGAGGUACAAUAUCAAGCUAUGGAAAACAUUCACAGACUGCUUCAACUGCUUGCCAAUUGCAGCUAUCAUAGACGAGAAGAUUUUCUGCUGCCACGGAGGGUUGAGUCCAGAUCUGCAAGGGAUGGAACAAAUCAGACGCAUCAUGAGGCCCACUGACGUGCCAGAUACAGGGUUGCUGUGUGAUCUUCUGUGGUCUGACCCUGACAAAGAUGUCCACGGCUGGGGAGAGAAUGACCGUGGAGUCAGCUUCACCUUUGGAGCAGAUGUUGUUAGCAAAUUUUUAAACCGACACGACCUUGAUCUCAUCUGCAGAGCACAUCAGGUUGUUGAAGAUGGCUAUGAAUUCUUCGCUAAAAGACAGUUGGUUACCCUGUUCUCAGCACCCAACUAUUGUGGUGAAUUUGACAAUGCAGGUGGCAUGAUGUCUGUUGAUGAAACUCUCAUGUGUUCCUUUCAGAUUUUGAAACCAUCCGAGAAGAAAGCCAAGUAUCAGUAUCAAGGUAUCAACUCUGGUCGCCCAUCGACUCCUCAACGUAACCCUAUAAAGAAAAAAUAAACCAAGUUUUGGAAACACUUGUUCACAGGGAAGUCAUAGGAGGCAGUGACUCUUACCAGAAGAAAGUUUAUUUUUACUUACUUUACAAUUUUAAAUGUUUUAAAUAGUUUUUUAUUUGUUUAAAAUACACACCAACGUCAUUUAACAAGUAUUUUAGUUAAUAAAAUGAGGAAACUAGUUUAAUGAUUGUAUUUUACUUCUUCCUAUGUACGUUUAUUACUUGCCUUAUAUCCAGUGCAGGAACUGAAAUGUUUCUUCCUAUCAAUUCACAUACAGUACUUUGUAGAAUAUUUAAAAAACAGAUAUCUAUUUCCUGCUUAAAUGCGUAUAAAGAUUUCAUAGUAUUUCUCUUAUUAAAACUACCUUACUAGUAAAUUUGAAUCAUUAUAGUUCCUUGAAAAAUUAAGGUUUAUAAGGCAAGCAAUAAUAAUGUUGUAUACAAAUAAACUUUAAUAAAUCACUUUAGAAUGUUUUUGAUGCCAUUUUUCUUAAGUUCUGUUAGUUGGUCAUAAUUAUUAUCAUAAUAUAUUUCCUUCUGUAUUGUACAUUAUUAAUGUGUUUUUGUGAUGUGUUAAGCAGUGUAACUACCAGUCCUAAUCUGCUUAAAGUCCCUGUCUUAGGUGUUAACAAAUUUUGUAUAUCUAAAUUGAGCAAGUAGCCAAAGUGGGCACUUUCGGUGUAUAGCCUUAGCCUGAACCAUUAUUUCAUUGUACAUACAGUAAAAUAUAGAAUGUCUUAUAGCAAAGACCAGAAUUGUAAAUUAGUGGUAUAUAUAUUUUUCUUAUUAAGAAAUUAUUAUUUAAAAAUCUUUAUGAUGUUUAAUUAAUAUUAAUCUAUAUUUUAUUAUGGAAGUGAUCCCUCCAUAGAAUGCUACCAUUCGACCGACCAUAACUUUCCAAUAUAACAUGGUGUAUGAUCAUUUUCUCUUUUGCCAUUGACAUUCCAUACUACAACAGUUUUAAAAUUUUCAUUAUUAAAAUCUAAUUAUGCAACAAUAAAAACAUUUUACAUUUCUUUUUAAUCAGUAAUAUAUAACCCAGAGGAGUUACAUACAUUUAUGUAUUAAUAUUUUUAUUAUUAUAAUUUAAAUACCCUCUUUUUCCAGCUUGUUGUCACUAGUUUUAAAAUACUGUUCUCAUUAUGUUCCAAUUUUUUCUAAAGUACAGUAAUUAGAAUUUUACAAUUUUCUAUGAUUAUGGUAAAAGUUUUUAACUCAACACUGCUUUAAUAAAAGUUUUGUUUGACCUUAAUCGCAUUAUUUUUGCCUUCAAUUUAAUUCUUACAUUGGUUUCAAAAUUUGUCUCUCAGGUACAGUGUGUGCGAUAAUGUCUAUUGUUUUACAAGAUGUUUUUGAAUUAAUAUAUUGCUUUUGACCAAAAAAAUAUAAUUUUAUUGCUAUUUAUUCCACAAGUUCGUCAUUUUUAGUGAUUAAUUAAUUGUGAUUUUAAGAACGCAUUUAAUUAGUUUCACUAGUUGAGUGAGUAUUGUUAUAGUUCCCCUAAGUAUAGUUAAAUAACAAUUAUUGACAAUAGGAUAAUUGUUUGCAUUGCCCCUUUGGGCUGUGUUCACAAAUUCCACUUGUUUUGAUGCAAUUUUAGUAAAUUUAUUUUUGUUUAAAUAAAUUUUGUUGCAGUAUAAGUUUUUACAAAAAGUUGCAAAAGAGAGAUGUGCAUUUCUAAGUGCUAUUUAUCAAUGGGAAUAGUUUAGCAUAUUUUAAUAUGUAAAAUUAACCUUUAAAAUUCCAUAUAUAUCAAAUCACAGUUUUAAAAUAAUUAAGAAUUUCAUUAAUUUACAUUGCAAAUGAUAUAUCAUAUCCUGUCAUAAGAAGACUGACAAAUUAUCCACUUCUCAGAUACAUCUAAUCAUCUUCAUUUUAUUUAAUUUCCAUUCAUAACUAUCAUAAGAUAUUGUCAGUCCAAAAUAGAUGAAGAAAAAUGUAUUUUUUAAUUUAAUCUCACACUGUUAUAUGUUGUUAAUAAUAUAGGUGUAAGUAGCUGUUAACUUUUUGUUUGCUAUGAAUAAAAUGCCGACAAUCGCAAAUGUCUCAAACUAUGGUUGUCUUUAUUUUUCUGGAUUUAAAUGGUUGUUUAUGUAAGUUGUAAAUAUUUAUAUUAAAACUCAAGAAUUUAAGAAACUA
Homalodisca vitripennis (glassy-winged sharpshooter) is the source of this 3191-nucleotide messenger RNA. Its product is annotated as serine/threonine-protein phosphatase PP1-beta catalytic subunit. The transcript has 8 exons. The coding region runs from base 77 to 1054 and encodes 325 amino acids. Gene Ontology annotation, cellular component: nucleus; cytoplasm. The record is from RefSeq and is a predicted model, not a curated record. Gene Ontology annotation, molecular function: protein serine/threonine phosphatase activity. NCBI's taxonomy places the organism in Eukaryota, Metazoa, Arthropoda, Insecta, Hemiptera, Cicadellidae.